CAUCAUUGCACAUACAAUCCAACCACGAUACCACCUAAACUCCCACAUUAAAUAUCUUCUACGCUAGCGGUUCAGCAUAGAGCCCCUCUAACCCAAGAUGAACAUGAACUUCAAUGAUACGGAGCAGAGGGAGUUGAACUCGAGGCUGGAGAGGAAGCAGAUGCGCGAGAUGCUGACCACAUACCAAAACCUCCUCCAAGGCUGCUUCGACGAAUGUAUCAACGACUUCUCCACUAAAUCGAUCCAAUCCCGCGAGGAAGGCUGCCUCAUGCGAUGUCUCGACAAACGCCAAAAGGCCUCGGAACGCCUGACCGCGCGAUUCCAGGAGCUUAACCAGCAGAUGGCGGACAAGGGCGGAGCUCCGGGACAAUAGGCACGCUCAGGGGAAUCGGGUGAGCUGCGGCGUUUUAAUCAAGGACUCUGGAUAUUUGGACGGACGUUCGGCAUCUCCCCUUGUACGAUAGUGAUAGCGCAAAAUGAAGAACCAGCCCAUCCGGAGCUUGGUGGUCGGUCGCAGGACCUUUCGGUCGACCUUUCGAGACUUUCCGACAAUUGCGAUUUGUGUCCUUCACCGACCGUUGGGAUUAACACUUGCGACUCUACAAAUGACAUCAGGUCUUCGCAAACAGCCUUUGGAUAUUUCGUAGCUGCUGUACUACACAUUAUAUACAUUAAUCUCGGGUGUUGAUAGGGCUGGAUCUUGCCGCCUUAGCCUGCUGACCCUAAUUCACUCAUGUCAAAC
Molecule: messenger RNA, 742 nt
Organism: Eremomyces bilateralis CBS 781.70
Lineage: Eukaryota; Fungi; Ascomycota; Dothideomycetes; Eremomycetales; Eremomycetaceae
Exons: 3
Coding region: 98-373 (91 amino acids)
Source: RefSeq, a predicted model, not a curated record